AUGGCAUCUGUUGCGUCAGAUUCGUCUUUUGAUGAUUUUAGUAACAGUGAUUCCUGGGAAACUGAGCUUGAAAUCGCUCUAUUAAAAAAUGCACCUUUAGCGGAAAUUAAAUCUAUCUGUUAUCUCCGUCGAAUUCCAUCAAGGUUGCGACGAGAUUUUUGGCGUUUGUGUCUCCGAGUUGAGUCCACCUCUGGAGGAAUGUCAAGUUUCACAGAUAUCUUUGAUCUUCAAUGUCAAGAACAACUUCAUUCAGAAUGCGACAAUGCCGCAGCUGAAGUUCUCUCUCAACUUUCCCAGAUUGGUGCAUCAGAGACCGAUAUUAUUGACGACCCCCCAACAUCCUUUCAUCUUUCAAGCGUCUUCGAGUCGAUUCUCACGCAUUUUUCUCAGACUUACUCUAUUCCAUUCGUACCUGGCAAUGGUUGGAUUCAGAUUCUAUCUACUCUCUACAUAGUUCUUCGUCCCAGUGAUCGGGACGACUUAUAUCUCUCUUUCACCUCCGUUUAUCACCGCUUUAUAGCCAGUGGAACAAGAGGAAGUCAUCAUGCCUGCAACGCUUUCAGACUUUUGCUUCAAUACCAUGAACCGGAAUUGUGCAACUUCCUUGACUCUCAUAAACUUGGGCCGGAGGUAUAUGCAAAAGCUUGGUUUGACAGCCUUUUUGCUUGCUCUUUGUCGAAUGAUGCGCUACCUGUGAUGUGGGAUUAUUACUUUCUUCUUGGUGAACCUCAGUUCGGCAUGUUCGUUGCUUUGAUUCUGCUGGUUAAUGCAAAGGACAGUCUGAUGCAAAAGGAAAAUGUGAUUGGUCAAGAAGUGACGGAAGAUACAUUUUCUUUGGGAGAUAGUGAUGAAUGUGAUGAUGAAGCGGCCGAUUCAGAGAAUGUUAUUAUUCCUUUAAAGUCAAGAGACGAAAUUCUAAGUAAACUCCGUUCCCUCCCCUCUCCAAUGCAACCCACAGACCUCCCUGCCCUGGUGGACAUCACACGUGUAUACGCUUGCAAAACGCCCAACUCCUUCUAUACCCACUACCUCUCUUUUCUCUUCGGCACCCCAAACCCGGGCAGUGACGAUGGAAACCACCUUGUAGACGGUGCUCUUACCCUCUUGGUUUCUGUCGAAGAAGUUCUCUCAGUCGCACAGGCCUCCACAUCUCAACAUCAUCCACCGAGAUCCCUUGAAGAUAUUGAGAAUAAAGAUGAGGAGGAGGAAGGGGUCAGAUUCCUACUUGUCGAUUGUAGACCAGCGGAUCAGUAUAAUGCAGGCCAUCUGGCGACGGCCUUCUAUUUGGAUACGGAAUUGAUGUUGUCGAAUCCACCGGAAUUUAAUACUAGUGUGCAGGCACUUCUCCAAACGCAGCAAAGAGGCAUUGCUUCGGGCUCAUUGGCUGUAGGUGAGCACAUAGUCUUCAUGGGCAGUGGUCGACAAGCCGAAGAUCGUGUAGCCAACAUGGUGAUCGCCCACUUCCUCCGUUUGAACACCCCUUACGUGAGUAUGGUCGACGGCGGCUACGCUGCUUUUCACGAAGCCCUAGGCCCAGUUGAAUUCAAUCGUUUCCUCGUUUCUCAUGACGAGGAUCUUUGUUUCAUCUGCGCAUCCAAUCGUGGUCAAGCAGCCAUUCGUAUGGCUCAAAAGGCAUCACAUGCGCAAGGCAGUCUCAGCAUUCCACGUUCUGCCCCUAUUCCCCCUCUACCUUCUACUCAACCUCUUAGUGUUGUCUUCUCAAAGUUCUCAAACCUUUUAAAGAAGUCAUCUCCCUCCAGAAUUCCUCAAAAUAAUUUUUCAAAUACUCCAGCUGCUGCUCAGUCCGUUCAAAAACAAACAUCUUAUCGAAAUACCGCUGCAGUCUUCAGUAUAGAUGAUAAUGAUGAAGACGAUGAAAGUCCUGAAUUCGAUCUCCGACCUAACCCUCCUGGUCCUCUACCGAUAAGUCCCUCUUCUAAGGGUAAAUUAGUUCCAGUUGUCACUAGCCUCGACAUCUGCCAACCUGGACAGUUGAUUAGCCUUCAAUCCUGUUCUACCAUGCCUGGAGUGAAACAGAGUUUUGAUUGCACGUUGAUCGAGUUGGAUGAAAUGCCGUCUUUUAGAGGAGUUAUUCUUGUCUUGGAGAGGUCUGUGGUUGUUGUAAGGGAGCGUGAAAAGCAAUUGCUGGAAACUCUAAGCAAUCUCAUGCAGAAGACCUUCUUGAAGAAGUCAUCUGCGCCAUCGGUGAAUGAUAGAACUGCUCUAGAUGGAGUUAUUGAAGUGGUGUUCCCUCUGACGCAUAUAACCAAGAUUACUUCGAAGAAAAUCACCCCAGAAAUAAUCACAUUCCAUUGCAUUCGACCUGGUGAAGAUCUUGUUUCCGAAACCCAGGAAGCUAUCCGAUUGCUCAUCCCUAAGGCCGGAGACGCGGUUAAGGUAAUUAAAGCUGCAGUCUUUAGUACAAAUGGCAUCAGUUGA
Messenger RNA from Rodentolepis nana, 2439 nucleotides. Lineage: Eukaryota; Metazoa; Platyhelminthes; Cestoda; Cyclophyllidea; Hymenolepididae. The record is from the annotation of a GenBank genome assembly.